CCCCCCGCCCCCCUCAGGGAUUCAAGCAGGAGUACCAUGACCCGCUCUACGAGCCCAGCGGCCCCGGCCUGCCUGGCCCCCCUGGCCACGGCUUCCAGCCCCCCAUGGGCAUCAAGCAGGAGCCCCGGGACUACUGCAUUGACUCAGAAGUGCCUAACUGCCAGUCCUCGUACCUACGGGGGAAUGUCUUCCCCAGCAGCCAUGACGGAUUUUCAUAUGAAAAGGACACACGAUUGUAUUUUGAUGACACAUGCGUGGUACCAGAGAGGCUGGAGGGUAAGGUGAAGCAGGAGCCCACCCUGUACCGCGAGGGCCCUCCUUACCAGCGCCGUGGGUCCCUGCAGCUCUGGCAGUUCCUCGUCACCCUCCUGGAUGACCCUGCCAAUGCCCACUUCAUCGCGUGGACUGGCCGGGGCAUGGAGUUCAAGCUGAUCGAGCCUGAGGAGGUAGCACGGCGCUGGGGCAUCCAGAAGAACCGGCCAGCCAUGAACUACGACAAGCUCAGCCGCUCCCUGCGCUACUACUAUGAGAAGGGCAUCAUGCAGAAGGUUGCCGGUGAGCGGUACGUCUAUAAAUUCGUCUGCGACCCCGACGCCCUCUUUUCCAUGGCCUAUCCCGACAACCAGCGCCCUUUCCUGAAGACAGAGCCCGACUGCCCGGUGCCAGAGGAGGAGACAGUGCCGCUGACGCACUUCGAGGACAGCCCAGCAUUCCUUCUGGAGAUGGAUCCCUGUGGCAGCCUUCCCUACGCGGAGGGCUUCGCCUACUGACUCGGCCGGCCGGCAGAGCCAUUGGCACUAGCACAUCCACCUGGGGCAAACCUUGUUUUCUAAAGAAUAUUUUUGGCUGUUCAUAAGGAAAAAAAAAAAGCACCCAACGACAAACCGCGUGGGUGCACACACAAAUUGGAGGGAUCUAAAACACCCCGCGUGUGCCACCGAUGAAUUCCCACCCUUCCUGUCCAAGGGCUAGUGCACAGGACUGCCCGUGGCCGGCACCUCCUGCCACACAUCAGCGUGAUGUUUUGGGGCGCCGGGAGCCUAAAGCUGCAGUGUCUGCCCCAGGCUCUGGCUCUGGCAGUGCCCCAGGACUGGGCUGCGUGGCCACCGAGCCAAUUGUCACGACAAUCUGCUUUGCAUCGAGCACAAUCCGCGUAGCUGCCUUGUGUGGUGGAAAGGGCUUUGAUUUGCACAGAGAGGAGGGAUGCAGGGGGGCUGCCUUGGCCAGCACCCCAGGGCUGAUGUGUGCAGCAUCCUACCCCAACCCUGAGAAGCCUUCUGCCUUCUUCCCGAACCCCCCUCCUCAUAUAACCUGUUGUUCCCAUAUAAUCCACUGCAUCCUCUCCGUGCCCCCUUCGAUCCUCCUCAGCUCUGGCUGCAGCCCAUGGGUUGCAUUUUAGGGGAGGAGACCCUGACACUAAUUCCCUCCUUGUUUUGUUGGGGUUUUUUUUGUUUUGUUUUUGUUUGGGGGGUUUUUUUUGAUGUUUUAGGAAAAUAAGAAAGGUUUCUAAACUGAUUUUUGUAGAUUUUUUGUAUUUUAAGGCGAAGCUAUUUUUUGCAGCCCGGCUGCUGUUCCCGGAGCCCCUGGAGACACCCCCAUGGCUUUCCCGGUGGCAUGCUUGCAGGGGCAACCCUCAAUGCCUGUGGCUCCCUGGGAUGGCUGCCGAAGGAUCUAGUCCACUCCAUUUCACUGCUCCAGUCCUCUUUCCCGGGGAGCCGGGACUGAACCCCGGUGUCGGCUCAGCUGCGCUCCCCCUGCUCGGCAUGGCCUCGGAGCUGGGCUGUAAGGCUGAGGUGGGCAGGGAUGGGGGGUCCCCCACCCCCCUUCCUGGGUACCCCACUUCUCUCCAGCUCCCCCCCUCCCCGCUGCACCCCCUAACACUCAUCCACCACUCGUAUAUCCAUACCUGCCUCCCCCGCACCAGGCUACAUGUUUUCAUUGUAAAUGCUGUAUAGGAAUUUUUUUCUCUUCUUUAGUUAGCUUCGGUUGGAAUUUUUUGGGGUUUGUUUGGUUUUGGGUUGUUCUUUUUUUUUUUUUGGUCGGAUUCAUUCUUUUUUGGGGAAGUAUGAAGAUUAACUCACGAAGACUCGGUUACUCUCCCCAUGGGGGCUGCAGUGGCCUGUACCCAUGGGGAGCAUUUGGUUUUUGGGAACCCCACCUUGGGGACAGGGUUUUAACCAUUUGCUCGGUGUGGCAGGUCUGCAGUGCAGAAGGGGUUAAUCUGAGGACUGAUUUGAAAUAUCUUUACUCAAGCAGGGCUAUGUAUCUCCUGCAAAGCUGCAUUACAUUCUGUACUGUGUACAAUAAAGGAUCUUGCUUCAUGUUCCUCCCAGGCUA
Molecule: messenger RNA, 2337 nt
Organism: Manacus vitellinus (golden-collared manakin)
Lineage: Eukaryota; Metazoa; Chordata; Aves; Passeriformes; Pipridae
Product: ETS translocation variant 5
Exons: 6
Coding region: 105-770 (221 amino acids)
Biological process (GO): cell differentiation; regulation of transcription by RNA polymerase II
Cellular component (GO): nucleus
Molecular function (GO): DNA-binding transcription factor activity, RNA polymerase II-specific; sequence-specific DNA binding
Source: RefSeq, a predicted model, not a curated record